UUUGAAAGUAGCGGGUAAGUCAGUAGCUACGUAUGUUGAAUGGCAUCUGGAGCGGAGAUCGAGUGGGAAGUGGAGCGUAUUCUCGAUCACUGCAACCGAGGCGUAGCAACGAAGUAUCUCAUCAAAUGGAAAGGAUACUCACACGUAUACAACAGCUGGGAGCCUUUAAAGCAUUUAAAAAAUUGUAAAGAAAAGAUUAGAGAGUACCAAACGGAGUUGAAAAGACCAGGAAGGAAGAGAAAAGCGGGUUCUCCCCCAGGGGAGGGUGAUGGGGAGAGGCAGUGGGAAAUUCAGCUAAACAUCGACAGAGGACACGAAGCACCAAUAUGGAUAGAAAACAGCGCGAAUCCACCCGAGAAAUUUACGUAUAUUACACAGAAUCUGUGGGGCAACAACGUGCCUCCAACAGAUGAAAGCGUCAUUAUUGGAUGUCAUUGCCAUGACAACUGUGACAAAAGCGACACGUGCUGUCCACGUGUUUUACACGGCUCUGACUUUCCAUACACAAGAGAUGGUCUUAUACAACUCGAACUCGGACAAGCCAUCAUCGAAUGCAACGUCAAGUGUUCAUGUAACAAGAAGUGUCCGAAUAGAGUCGUACAAAAAGGAAGAAAAUUUGAAGUUGUAGUGUUUUACACAAAUAAUGGAAAAGGUUGGGGAUUGAAAUCAUUGGUUGAUAUCAAAGCUAGAGAAUUUUUUAGUGAGUAUGUUGGGGAGUUGGUGACAUCAAAGGAGGCAGAGAAGAGAGAGAAGUUAUGUGAUGAGGCUGGGAUGACGUAUCUACUCGAUCUGGAUUUUAACGAGGAUAAGAACGCAGAGUUUUCGAUCGAUGCAAAGCAAUAUGGAAAUGCAAGUCGGUUUAUUAAUCACUCGUGUGAUCCCAAUCUUGUCGCUUAUGGCUGCUGGAUCGACAAUCCUGAUCCACGACUACCACGUAUAGCUCUGUUUGCCUGCCGAGACAUUCCAGCUGGAGAGGAACUGACGCUUGACUAUGCAAUGUGUUCAUCUACUGAUACUCAAUGUCAACACAGUCAGUCCAAUACGCCACCUCCCACGCCAUUCAACAUACAGAAGUCACUUCAAAGCCACAAGAAGCGAGUGAGAUGUAAAUGUGGAUCGAGAAACUGCCGUACGUAUCUGUUCUAG
Messenger RNA from Corticium candelabrum, 1146 nucleotides. Its product is annotated as histone-lysine N-methyltransferase SUV39H1-like. The coding region runs from base 40 to 1146 and encodes 368 amino acids. The transcript is spliced from 3 exons. NCBI's taxonomy places the organism in Eukaryota, Metazoa, Porifera, Homoscleromorpha, Homosclerophorida, Plakinidae. Gene Ontology annotation, cellular component: nucleus. The record is from RefSeq and is a predicted model, not a curated record. Gene Ontology annotation, molecular function: protein binding; zinc ion binding; histone H3K9 methyltransferase activity.